This is a messenger RNA of Macaca mulatta (Rhesus monkey), 2826 nucleotides long. It is a transcript of the gene CCDC47, whose product is annotated as coiled-coil domain containing 47. Gene Ontology annotation, cellular component: endoplasmic reticulum. Gene Ontology annotation, biological process: endoplasmic reticulum calcium ion homeostasis. Lineage: Eukaryota; Metazoa; Chordata; Mammalia; Primates; Cercopithecidae. The record is from RefSeq and is marked provisional. Gene Ontology annotation, molecular function: calcium ion binding.
GGCGGAGGCUACGUGAAGAGAGGCGCGGCGUGCCUGAGCUACGGUUCUGGCUGUGUCCUAGAGGCAUCCAGGGUAGUAAAACAGCUGCGAUCGCGGAGGCUGCGGCCAGGCCGAGAGGCAGGCGGAGCAGGGGUGGCGGACGUAGGGCGCUGGGCCGGGUUUCGGCCUUGGCCACAGCUUUUUUUCUCAAGGUGCAAUGAAAGCCUUCCACACUUUCUGUGUUGUCCUUCUGGUGUUUGGGAGUGUCUCUGAAGCCAAGUUUGAUGAUUUUGAGGAUGAGGAGGACAUAGUAGAGUAUGAUGAUAAUGACUUCGCUGAAUUUGAGGAUGUCAUGGAAGACUCUGUUACUGAAUCUCCUCAACGGGUCAUAACCACUGAAGAUGAUGAAGAUGAGACCACUGUGGAGUUGGAAGGGCAGGAUGAAAACCAAGAAGGAGAUUUUGAAGAUGCAGAUACCCAGGAGGGAGAUACCGAGAGUGAACCAUAUGAUGAUGAAGAAUUUGAAGGUUAUGAAGACAAACCAGAUACUUCUUCUAGCAAAAAUAAAGACCCAAUAACAAUUGUUGAUGUUCCUGCACACCUCCAGAACAGCUGGGAGAGUUAUUAUCUAGAAAUUUUGAUGGUGACUGGUCUACUUGCUUAUAUCAUGAAUUACAUCAUUGGGAAGAAUAAAAACAGUCGCCUUGCACAGGCCUGGUUUAACACUCAUAGGGAGCUUUUGGAGAGCAACUUUACUUUAGUAGGGGAUGAUGGAACUAACAAAGAAGCCACAAGCACAGGAAAACUGAACCAGGAGAAUGAGCACAUCUAUAACCUAUGGUGUUCUGGUCGAGUGUGCUGUGAGGGCAUGCUUAUCCAGCUGAGGUUCCUCAAGAGACAAGACUUACUGAAUGUCCUGGCCCGGAUGAUGAGACCAGUGAGUGAUCAAGUGCAAAUAAAAGUAACCAUGAAUGAUGAAGACAUGGAUACCUACGUAUUUGCUGUUGGCACACGGAAAGCCUUGGUGCGACUACAGAAAGAGAUGCAGGAUUUGAGUGAGUUUUGUAGUGAUAAACCUAAGUCUGGAGCAAAAUAUGGACUGCCAGACUCUUUGGCCAUCCUGUCAGAGAUGGGAGAAGUCACAGACGGAAUGAUGGAUACAAAGAUGGUUCACUUUCUUACACACUAUGCUGACAAGAUUGAAUCCGUUCAUUUUUCAGACCAGUUUUCUGGUCCAAAAAUUAUGCAAGAGGAAGGUCAGCCUUUAAAGCUACCUGACACUAAGAGGACACUAUUGUUUACAUUUAAUGUGCCUGGCUCAGGUAACACUUACCCAAAGGAUAUGGAGGCACUGCUACCCUUGAUGAACAUGGUGAUUUAUUCUAUUGAUAAAGCCAAAAAGUUCCGACUCAACAGAGAAGGCAAACAAAAAGCAGAUAAGAACCGUGCCCGAGUAGAAGAGAACUUCUUGAAACUGACACAUGUGCAAAGACAGGAAGCAGCACAGUCUCGGCGGGAGGAGAAAAAAAGAGCAGAGAAGGAGCGAAUCAUGAAUGAGGAAGAUCCUGAGAAACAGCGCAGGCUGGAGGAAGCUGCAUUGAGGCGUGAGCAAAAGAAGUUGGAAAAGAAGCAAAUGAAAAUGAAACAAAUCAAAGUGAAAGCCAUGUAAAGCCAUCCCAGAGAUUUGAGUUCUGAUGCCACCUGUAAGCUCUGAAUUCAUAGGAAACAUGAAAAACGCUAGUCCAUUUCUCAACCUUAAAUUUCAGACAGUUUUGGGCAACUGAGAAAUCCUUAUUUCAUCAUCUACUCUGUUUGGGGUUUGGAGUUUUACAGAGGUUGUAGAUAACCUUGAAAGGGCUCUGUUUCAAGAAUUUGUUUUCCAGAUAAUCACAUUAUUUUGAUUAUUUUAUAAAAGGAAUGAUCUAUGAAAUGUGUGUUUUUAAGUAUUUUAAAAAUUAUAAUACGAAUCAUCAGUGCUUUUAGUACUUAAGCGUUUGAAGAAAUACCAUGAAAUUUAUAGGUAGAUAACCAGAUUGUUGCUUUUUGUUUAAACCAAGCAGUUGAAAUGGCUAUAAAGACUGACUCUAAAACAAGAUUCUGCAAAUAAUGAUUGGAAUUGCACAAUAAACAUUGCUUGAUGUUUUCUUGUAUGUCUACAUUAAACUUGAGAAAAAGUAAAAAUUAGAACACUGUAUGUGGUAAUGAAAUUUCAGGAACCCAGAACAUAAUGUAGUGUAUGUUUUUAGGUGGGAGAUGCUGAUAACAGAAUUAAUAGGAAGUCCGUAGGCAGUAGGAUACUGACACGUACAUGGAAAAUUCCAGGGACAGGAGCAUCGUUUUUUCCUUACCUGAUACCACAAACCAGUGACAACGUGAAUGCUGUAUUUUAAGUGGUUGUAUGUUUAUUUUUUUGAGUAACAAAUGCAUGAAAAAUUAAUGCUUCACCUAGGUAAGAUCAUUGGUCUACGUGAAGUCACAAAUGUUUUUUCCUUCUUGGUUGCUGCAGCCUGGUGGAUGUUCAUGGAGAAGCUCUGUUCUCUGUAUUAUGGCUGUGUGCCUUUGCUUCUCCCUCUGCUUUUAUUUUUUCCAUAGUUGAGGCUGGGUAUGUUCUUUCAAAGAAAUAGCCAUGAAUAUGUAUAAGUAUACUUUUGAAAAUGAGCUUUCCUAAACUAUUGAGAGUUCUUCCUGCCUCUUGCCGAAGCAACUCUUGGAGGAGAGGCCCAUGUAUCUGCACGAGCACUUCGCUUGUUCAGAUGUCUGCAUUUUAUAAAUGCUUCUAACUAAGAAAGCAUUUUUUAGGUCAUUGCUUGUACCAGGUAAUUUUUGCCGGGGAUGGGUAAGGGUUGG